AUGUCUGAAGCCACUCCUGCGACCGUAGAGGUCCCGACUAUUACAGACUCGGAUGUCAAGAUGGACGUUGCGACUGAGGUGGCCACUGCGCCGGUAGCAGAUGGGAUGGAGCUGGACAGCACGGACGUGGACGAGGAGAAGAAGCUGCUUGCGAUUCGUCAAGUUGAGUUCUACUUCGCAGACUCCAACCUGCCCUAUGACCGCUUCAUGUGGACCCUCCACACCAAAAACCUCGACCACUGGGUCCCCCUCGAAACCGUCGCCUCCUUCAAACGUAUGCGCGAAUACACACAAGCUCUCGGCUUGCCUGCGCUGGCGGCGCUGUUGCGGACGAGCGAGGAGCUGGAGGUGGAUGAGGAGGGGAAGAAUGUGAGGAGGAAGAAGGAGGUCCAGGAGCCGAAGGGACAGUGGGAGAGGAGCGUUUAUGCUAAAGGUUUUCCGGACGAAUCUGAAGGACUUCAACGUGAACUCGAAAAGUUCUUCGAGAAAUGGGGUAAAGUCAAUGCCGUUCGUAUGCGCAGGGACGAGCACAAGAAGUUCAAGAACUCCGUCUUCGUCGAAUUCGCAGACUUCUCCUCCGUAACCGCCUUCCUCUCCACCACCCCUCCCCCCACCUUCUCUCCCUCUCCCUCCUCUCCCUCCUCCUCCGAUCCUUCCUCAACCUCCCCCGCCCCGGAGCCCCUCCUCAUCAUGUCCAAGGAACAAUACGUCACCUCCAAAAUGGCCGAAAAAGGCAUCGCAGGCAAACCCCUCGGCAUGUCGCAACCCGGGCGCACAGGCCUCGACGGCACAGAACACAAGUUCAACGCUUUCAAGCUCGUCGAUCGGGAUACCUACGGCGCUCGAGGCGGUGAUCGCGGUGAUCGUCAUCAUCCCUCGUCGGCAGCUAACGAGCCCAACGACCCGCAUGCGAUGAAAGUCGAUUCGGUGGGAGCGAAGGGCAAGGGUGGGAAAGAGGUGAUACUUGAGUUUAUGGGGAGUAAGAUUAAGGUUUAUGAGAGGGAGGGGCAGGGGUGGAUUAAGGAUGGGGAUGUGCCGGAUACGAAGGGCGCGACGAUGAGGUUUGAGGUGAAGGGGUUGGGCGUUGGGGGAGAGGUCAGUUUCGAUGAGAUUAAGACCCCGCUGAAAGGCCGCUUCGCCCGCGCGCCCUUCGUCAAGUACAUCCCCGCCGUCGACCCAGCCACUUCCUCAGAACCUGCUUCCACCUCCGAAACCCCAGCCGCCAAUGGAGACGCGACAUCUACCACCACUCCCCCGGCCACCAACGGAGAGCACAAACCCCGCGAACCGCGCUACCCGCCCCAAGCCCACGGCUGGGGCUUGGUAGGGUUCGAUGUGCCGCUGAAAGAGGAGGACGUGGCAUUCGUGAAGGAGACGAUUAAAGAACUCGGGGGAAAGGAGGUCACUUGGAGCAUGGCGGGCGAACAAGAAGAACGGAUGUUCUCCCUCGACCGUGCCCGGUCCGCUGCGCGUCGGAUCUAUACAUUCGCGACCAACUCGAACCCUUCCUCGCACAACUUCCGGGAUCGAUCGGAGUCCAACGGUCGUGGUGGGCGUGGUGGAGGACGUGGUGGCCGGGGCGGAAGGGGUGGCAGAGAUGGGGAUAGGGGAGGGCGGGGUGGGAGGGGACGUGGUGGCCGAGGACGAGGUGGACGGGGAGGGGGGAGGGACCGGGAUUCUGGACCGAGAGAAAAUGGGAAGGAUGACGCGAAGUCGGAAGGCGGUGAAGCGGCGGCUACGGGGGGAGCAGGCACAGGCGAGGAGAAAGCGGAGGUGGGUGAGAAGAGGAAGAGGGCGGUCGAGCCGGAUGGGGGACAUGAUAGCGGGUUGAGGGGACAGGGUGUUCCGACGAUCGUUAGUACGAGUGCGAAGAAGGCGAAGGUGGAUGGGGAGGAGUCGUAG
Stereum hirsutum FP-91666 SS1 is the source of this 1902-nucleotide messenger RNA. RefSeq lists its product as uncharacterized. Gene Ontology annotation, molecular function: mRNA binding. Gene Ontology annotation, biological process: RNA processing. Gene Ontology annotation, cellular component: nucleus. The record is from RefSeq and is a predicted model, not a curated record. Bases 1 to 1902 code for a protein of 633 amino acids. The transcript is spliced from 7 exons. Lineage: Eukaryota; Fungi; Basidiomycota; Agaricomycetes; Russulales; Stereaceae.